Molecule: messenger RNA, 7487 nt
Organism: Lobosporangium transversale
Lineage: Eukaryota; Fungi; Mortierellomycota; Mortierellomycetes; Mortierellales; Mortierellaceae
Exons: 19
Coding region: 409-7287 (2292 amino acids)
Biological process (GO): nuclear-transcribed mRNA catabolic process, nonsense-mediated decay; phosphorylation
Cellular component (GO): nucleus
Molecular function (GO): protein serine/threonine kinase activity; protein binding
Source: RefSeq, a predicted model, not a curated record
CUAAGCUUCCUUCCUUGAUAUCUGUUUAAGCGUGUCGAAUUUCUGCUUCAGACACCACCCUUCUUUUUUUGCUUUUUUUUCCUUUUUUUCUUGUAAUCCCAUGACGAGCGCGAGCAAACAGCACCGCUACCGUACCAUUACCCCUCACACCAGACCAGACCACAACUCCUCGACAAUGCUGGAUUCACUUCUGAUCAAAUCCAAAUUUGCAUGAAUAAACCUACCAAAACCCUAAUUAUACUCUUAAUAAAAUAGCCCUUUCUCAUUCUCUUUCCUUUCCUCAAUCAUAUUGGCUCAAAGCCUACUUUCCCUCUUCUUUCUUGCUCUCUUUUUUUAUUUUAUUUUUUUACAUUUUGUCCAACGACCACAAAUCGGUCUCCAUCUUGAUCUUGAUCUUUUUGAAAGCCAAUGAAGAACGUGCGCCGUCGCCCUCAGCCAAAGCACUCUGCUCAAGCGACUUAUGCAACUCCUCAUUCUCAGCCACGCGAGCAAGCCCCUGAAGGGCUGCGGCCCAUCCAUGGAUCCAGGACAUUUAAUCAUGAUUCUGCCAUUGAAAUGUUGGAGGAAAUGCGGGAUCUUCUCGAUAAUGCCAAGGAUUGCUGUCAACUGCCACCUGCAUUGGAUCAGCUGGCUAUGAUGUCUGGACAACAUAGACAGGCUUGGGAACCAUAUUUCAAAGCAAUUGUAGACUUACUUGUUGGAUGGUAUAUUGAUCGAGGAACAAGUGAGGCCGUGAGAAGACGUAUUGGUGAUACUCUUUCGUCGUUUACAGCUCAGUGGCGCGAUGCUGCGGAUUUUGCCCAAGACAUUCUCGAGUAUUUUAUCAAAGAUAUAGAUAAUGUCGCAGACACAAACGAUACUAAUGUUGUCUCAUCUAUUGAGGUUGCGGGUCUAUUGAUGAGAUGUUUCAAGAUCAUCGCCGUAGCAUUGAUCUCCCAUGCAUCACAAGACCUGACUCGAUUAGGACGUAUUCAAGAUAACGCAGUCAACAUGCUCCACAAGGUUGCUAGAUUGUCGAGAGACUUGGAUGGGGUUGGGAACGAUAUCAUUCUCACGCUCAGUCAAGGAAAUCCAGAUACAUUCUAUCAUCUCCAGCCUAAGGCAGUAUUAUAUCUUACUACACAAUUCGAAACAGCACGAAUGAAUAGGGCACAAUGGAGUCAAAAGACAUCAACUAUGAAAAACGUUAUUGCCGCUUGGAAAAAUAGACUUCAUCCCAUGGUCACGCUUGAAAUAGUUCACCCAAAGGGUGAUUUUAUGAGGCUACGCUGGCUUCUACCGCUACACUCUAAACGUUCUCAGGAUAUACUUGACAUUAUACUAUCAUCACUUCCUGAAUCAAAGACCCCAACCGAUACAGAGGGGCAUGAUCCAGAUGUAUUACUGUUGACCUGGAGCAGCGUUAUGAAUGAAGUUGAUAGAGCCCUCCACGAUUUAGGCCAGAGCAACAGCUUAUCUGAGGUGCCAGAUUUAAUGUCUCUUAUUGAAAGUCUCGACACAUUGCAUAAAGAUACACUUGAAAACUCCAGGCUUAUUGGUGCUAAAAAAUGUAGAGCCACUCCUAAGGAUUGUCGUCGCACAGGAUCUUCAACAGCAGCAGUGAUUUCAAACGUUACAUUCGAUAUUUUGAUACUUAUUGAGAUGGCUCGACUCUGGCCAGAUGAAGCUUCCCUCAUCUUCUUGAGAUUACUAGGAGCACUUGACACUGUGCCUGAAUCUCGUUUGGCGGUCGCCACCCACGCUCUUCGUGAGAUAGCAGCCAGUUGCCAAUACUUCGUAGCUGGUUGGCUCAAAGAGAGCUUAGCACAUCCUGCGGAGAUAUAUGACUUGAAAUCAUCAGUUUUAGGGAUUUCGCUAGAUGCUAUUCACGUAUUUAUAACUCACUGGAAACUACUCCCAUCAUCUAUAAAAAUAUGUGUGGUUUCAUGGGAAUCAGCAAUAUUGAAGGCAAUGCAGGGAUAUCGCGAUGAUGUCCCUCAUACAGGAGCAUGGGUCGCUUUAAAGAGAGCCAUAUCCUCUAAUCUUCAUCAGCUAAUCACAAUCGCAGGCGCCGAUGACGAUGAUUUGAUACGUGGAUCCAUUGCUACUAUUUUUGAGAGCUUUAUUGGUGCAUUCGGUUCUUUUGGUCUAGGACCCGAGUUCCUAGCGACUAUGACAGACAGGUCUCAGGAUGUAUCACCUCUUGUGAGAGAUGCAUGGAAGCAUGUCGUGUUGCAGACAAAUCCUUUUGUAUUUGCAAUUGAAUGUUAUAACACCCCUGAAACAGCUAUCGCCAGGGCCUUGAAGAUCCUUGUGCUGCGAAGCCCAAACUCAGGAAUAUUCAGAUAUCCACACUUUUCAGCUGUACUUUCGUCGAUGGAAGGUCAUGAUGAGAGCUCUGAACGCCCUGAAAGCAACAAUGUCAAUGUCUCUCAACAAGAUGGUGACAUGUUUCAGCGACUCUUCUACUCGUGUCAAGGAAAAGAAAUUAUCGCAAAGGUCAAUGCUGAACUUGGAGCAGACAUGAUUGCAGUAGAGCAAGUUGAAACUUUCCAGCACUCUCUCAGCCUUUUAAAGUAUUGGUCAAUGUGGGAAACAGCAAGAUAUUGUGUACUAUCAAGACUACGGACGCCGUUUGGAGGACCACAACAGACAUUGGAUGCUCUUGAAAAGCAACUCAACUCGCUCCUACAAUUUGAUCGAAAAGACACCACUGCCACAGCCAAAUUAGUCAAAUUACGAGAUUUUCUUACUUUUAUAGAUCGCCUGGAAUUACAGAUUCAUAAUGCUCAUCAUGGAACCGCAUUGGGAGUCAUUCCUUUGACACCUAAACCCAGCAUUGUUUUCGUUCGAGCUAAUAAGAAAAUGUGGGAUGAAUGGUUCUCAAGAAUCAGGAGUCGAAUCAUCGCAGGCGCUAAAAUGGCUGGAGAAUACGAGACUAUAAUUCGCAAUGGAUACAUGUUCCUUGCGGACCAUUUCAGCACUCUCAGUCGAGGUGCUGUGAAUGAUAUUUUGCCGUGGCUAGAUGAGUUUGAGCGUAUUUUGGUUGAUCUUGUUGAGGGACUUGUUGCGACUAAUGCAUCAGAUGCUAUCACUGGGCUGUAUAUAUGGUGUCGGCGUGCAAUUAAGGAUAUGACAAAACAUUCCAAUUCUGGCAAAUCAAAGAACUCUCGUUCCGAGCGGUCUACUCAAUAUCCUAGGUACAAGAAUGCAUGCCUUAAUGAGGGUCAGGCCCUUGCUCUAUCACAAGUAUCAUUGGACUGGAUCAAUUCUGCUGUACUAUAUGCUCAGAGCCGCUACGAGCAGUCAGCGAAAGAAGCAUUGUCCUUGGUGGGGUCUAUGAUUGAAGACGAUGGACUGGAUGAAGCCAAUGCUCCUGCAGAAUUCUUAUGCCAGGAGAUUACCAACAGUUUAAGUGAUCUGUACAACUACCCACAGCUUCAAGCAUUCAUGGAUUCUAAACCCUUUGAUGCCUAUACACAUCAGACAAUGUUAUGGAGCGAAGAUACUGUGGCCCAGAGCUUGAAGGAUUACUGUGCAGACGAAGCUACAGAAGCGUGGAAGAGUCUAGUAGAUUUUUAUGAAACAGAUGGCAAGGACGUACUAGUACCUGACGUAUUUGUAUUCGACAGGAGUGGGAUUAUGGGCCGAACAUUUCUAUUUGUCUCAAAAGUCCAUCAACACUUGGAUCAGAAGCCUGCAAUUCUAGACCGUAUUCGUCAACAGGCUUUCCAAAUUGUUCAGCCUUCGGCAGAGUUUUUAUCCUACAAUGGAUUGCGCCAUGCCAGCGCUACUCUGCUCGAUACUAUGAUGUUGAACACAUCAAGUGUAGCAACACCUUAUGCAGUGAAGGAGUUCAUGGAACAACUUAAUCAGAUUCCAGAUGAACUCAAAAUGAAUUUGUUUCUCAAGGACCUUCGAUACUGGGCUCGACUGGAUGCAUUGGUGAAUUUGGCAAAAAAACAUGCUACCACUGAGGACUCCUUGGUCCUGAAGCAAUCCAAUGAAUUCAAAUUCUUCUUAUCAAAGAUAGCCAGACGUUCUGAAUGCCAUGAUUUUGCAAGCAACAUUCCACGGACUUGGGAAGGAGCAUUGUCACCAGAGAUCCUAUUAGAGGAAGCAAAGGCUGCCAUGGCAAAGCACGAUUACGCAACGGCUCUGAGCACUUCAGGACGGAUAUUAGGUAAAAUCAAGGAUUGGGAAAAGUCGCCGGGUAGUGAACAGACAAUGACAGUCUUUCAGAGCAAGAUAUAUCUCAAAAUGGCGAAGUGGUCUCGAUCAACUAAGCCGCAGCUUUCGGAAGAGGAUCUCAAGGCAUUUGAAGACAUUCUGUAUUUGAAGCAUGAAACCCAUGGAUCUUCUCAAGCACGGAUAGAAACCAUUACGGCGUCCUGUCUUGAAAAGGCAAUCGAAAUUGGAGCUAAUUAUAGAAAAUCUUGGUUCGCAUUUGGAACACACCAUUAUAAGCAAGGAUGGGGUAUAUUAGACGAGCUUGGAUCAUUUCGAUUUCACCAUCCAGUGGCGAUGGCUGCAAAUGAGGCAAUUAUAAGUAUUUUGGAAAAAGCGGGUGUCGAAAACUCUGAAGGGCAUUCCAAGAAUAUUUUCUGCGUUUUUGUCAAACAAUGCGCCUCUGGUCAACCUUUCGAUGAAUCCAUUACAUAUGAUAACAUACGAUUACAUCUUAUGAGUAUUGAGAAGAUUGCCCAGUCGGAAGCUGUAAUACUCGAAAUCAUCGAGUCCUUUCAGGCACUACUUCAAAAGAUCCUUGAAGCCUAUCGUUUGGCGAUUCAUGGCUACUUCCGGUUUCUUCAAUUUAGGGCAUUAGAAUUUUCAUGUAGUAAACCGAGAUCAAAAACGACAUCAGGUGAAGAAGCUGAAGAACAGAUAUCGCAAUCUGCAGUAUCAGAUGAAAUCACGGCAACACUGCGGCUUCUGCGGCUUCUUGCUAAGCAUGGUGGUCAACUUUAUGAUACAUUCCACCAAAACUUGGCCGACAUCAACGUCAGUCCCUGGACCAACAUCAUUCCCCAGCUUUUUGCUCGACUCGACCAUCCAGAAAGGCCUGUGCAGUCACUUAUUGUAGACUUGCUUUGUAAAAUUGGCGAGCAAUAUCCACAGCUUAUCGUGUUCCAUUGUGUAGUGGGCGCCAAUUCAGCUCACAACAGCGCAUGUCAGCGGCGUCUUUUGCGUUCUAUUGGCGAUUUUUUGAAUAAAUCACAUCCAGAGCUAGUGCUGCAAGUCCAGCACUUGAUCCGAGAACUAGAAAGAGUCACUGUUCUUUGGGAGGAGGUGUGGUAUAAAAGAAUUAUGGUCAGCUUGCCUGAGCUCAAAAAUGCUCUUCAAGAACUCACAGAACAGUAUCAGCGACUGGAUACAGUUGCAGGAUUAGAAACGGAGGACAGAAAGACAGUGAUGUCAGACAAUUAUGAGCAGACAAUUACUCCACUCUUGGCUCCUUUAGAUAGUUUGUUGGAAUCGAACUCUUAUCCGGAAUCGGAUCAUGAGCGAUGGUUCGUUUCGACUUUUCGAGAAAAGAUCCUGAUAGCUCUAGACGCCUUGAAAUCACCGAGAGCAUGGAAUAAUCUGUUUGAGGGACUAACUAAAUUGAAAGAGGUUUAUAUGGAACUAGGCAAAGAGCUUUCUGGCACAAGAGUGUUACAGCUCUCCAACCUUAGUCCAGAGCUAGCAGCGAUCCAAUCGUCGUUAAUUGAUAUUCCUAGUCCUAACCAAGGCACGGGGGUGACAAUUCAGUCAUUUGAGCAGCAGGUGGUUGUUAUUCCAACAAAAACAAAGCCCAAAAAGCUGGCUUUGAUAGGAUCAGAUGGCAAGCGCUACACAUAUCUUUUUAAAGGUUUGGAGGAUCUUCAUCUGGAUGAGCGUGUGAUGCAGCUUCUUCGGAUAUCAAACGGAAUGCUACAGCGGGACAAGGACUCAAACUCAAGGCAAUUGAAUGCACGUCACUACGCAGUGGUGCCUCUUAGCGACAACUCGGGUAUGAUUCAGUGGGUGGAGAAUACUGUCUCGAUCUUUACGAUCAUUGCCAAGUGGCAACAUCGAGAGAUGAUGUGUGGACGGUGGAUGAACGAUGAUGCUUCUUCAACGUCCUCAGGAGGGCCACCCCCACAGCCUCAACGUGCUACAGAGGUAUAUCAUGAGAAAGCUAUAGCAGCACUGAAAAGGACAGGUUUACCCCCGAACUAUCCACGACGUCAAUGGCCAAAGUCGAUUCUGUUGGAUCUCUACCAUGAAAUGGCUAAUGAGACGCCAGCAGACUUGUUGGAGCGUGAGCUUUGGUCUUCAAGUCCUACACCAGCAGAAUGGUGGCAAAAGUCAGUCCGAUUUGCGCGAUCAACCGCAGUGAUGUCGAUGAUUGGCUAUGUAAUUGGCUUAGGUGACCGCCAUUUGGAUAAUAUACUGAUUGAUUUCACAACAGGGGAUUUAGUCCAUAUUGAUUACAAUGUGUGUUUUGAAAAGGGCAAGCGACUUCGGAUACCAGAGAUUGUCCCGUUCAGAUUGAGCCGAAAUAUGUUGACCAGUCUGGGUGUGACAGGAGUAGAAGGCAAUUUCAGGAUUGGAUGUGAACAGACUAUGAAGGUGAUGCGCAAAAACAAAGAAAUUUUGGUGACCUUAUUGGAAGCAUUCGUGUAUGAUCCCCUGGUGGAUUGGCAGAUUGAAGCAACGAUGACUGCACAAGCUGGGCUUGGAAUCGGUGGGGGUGGAGCUACUGGUGUGGGAGCAGUAGAAGGAGUAGGAGCAAUAGCAGAUGAUGCUGGUCAAUCAUCAAUGCGUGAUAGCCUUCCAGGAUUAAUAGGACAGGAGAGUGAAAGUGAGACUAGUAGUGUAUCACUUGCCACUACUGCACAUGACAGCAACUCUUCACGGUCAUUGAGUACACAGCAGCGAUUAUUGAAUGAGAGCAUUGUCUCCAUUAAAAACAGCAAUAUCAGAUCCACCACUGCGGCCACAAUUGAAACCAGCUCUAGACGAAUGAAUGGUGGUGGUGGUGUUGCUGAAACAAAAGAUCAAGCGCAGUCAAGCUCACCUGCAGCGGCUAAUUUGAUCAAUGGAGCUGGUGUUUACAGUGUACCACGACAACAACAACAACAACAGCAGCAGCAACAGCCAGUGCAUCAACGCAACGCAUAUGCGGUGCAUAUCUUGCGACGAGUUCGUCACAAGUUGGAAGGACGUGACUUUGAAGCAGCCAAGAAGUGCAAAGUUACAGAGCAAGUGGACCGUGUGAUUCAAGAAGCAACCAAUGUAGAGAAUCUGGCAAACAUGUAUGAGGGAUGGACACCAUGGCUGUGAUCCUUUUUCUUUAUUUUAUAUCAUAAAUAUCAUGAAGACCAGUCAGUCUAAGUAAAUUUUAAAGAUUACUUCCAUCUAGCGCACCUUUUCCGCCCAAAGUGAGUGCAAUAGCUCUGUAUACUGCCUAGAAAUGUAACACUUUUCAGUUCAAAAAAUCACCACUGCUACACAAGCAAUGAUAAUAAACAGCCAUUUUAUGC